CGGUGUUAGUGGACGACGAAAAUGGCGCGGGUAGCGCUCGUGCUCACAAUUUGCAUCUUGGGUUUCUCCCAAUCCCUGGCAACGUCCUCCAAAUCCAACCACAGCGACUACUUCCGGUGCCUCUCGAGGAAAAUCCCCAGCCAGCUCGUGCUGACGCCCAGCUCGCCCUCCUUCAAGCCGCUCCUCGUGUCGUCCAUCAGGAACGCGCGGCUGGUGGCGCCGGCGACGGCGAGCCCCCCGCUCUGCAUCGUCACGCCCACCAACGCGUCGCACGUCCAGGACGCAGUGUGCUGCGGGCGCCGCCACAGGGUGCGCGUCCGCGUGCGCAGCGGCGGGCACGACAACGAGGGCCUCUCGUACAUGCCGGGCCGUCCCAGCCGCGAAAAGUUCGCGGUGAUCGACCUCGCCAAGCUCAACGGCGUGCGCGUGGACGCGCGCGCGGCCACCGCCUGGGUCGACUCCGGGACCACGCUCGGGGAGCUCUACUACCGCGUCGCUACGGCGGAGCCCGGGCUGGGUUUCCCGGCUGGCGUGUGCCCGACCGUCGGCGUGGGGGGCCUCAUCAGCGGCGGCGGCAUGGGCCUGAUGAUGCGCAAGCACGGCCUAUCCGCUGACAACGUGCUCGACGCCACCAUGGUCGACGCCGACGGGAACCUCCUGGAGGACAAGAAGGCCAUGGGGGACGACCUCUUCUGGGCCAUCCGCGGCGGCGGCGGCGGGAACUUCGGCAUCGUGCUGUCUUGGAAGCUGAGGCUCGUGCCGGUCCCACCCACGGUUGCCUUCUUCGAUGUCACCAAGACCAUAGACCAGGGCGCGGUCGACGCGGUGACCAAAUGGCAAACCAUCGCGCCGGCGCUCCCCGACGACCUGAGCGUACGUGUGGUCGUCCAAAAGCGUCAGGCCAGCUUCCAGUCCCUGCACCUCGGCAACUGCAGCGCGGUGGUGGCGACGAUGCACAGCCGGUUCCCGGAGCUCGGAUUAACCCUCGAUGACUGCCUCGAAAUGAGCUGGCUGCAGAACAAGGCGUACCUAUACUUCGGCAAUGCCAGCAACAACAAGCCGCUGGAGGAGCUCCUUCUCAACCGGUCCAUGACCAUUGGCCCCUUCGUCAAGAACAAGUCGGACUACGUCAAGAAAGCCCUCACCAGGGACACAUGGGAGAAAAUCUUCCUUUGGCCCGAUGGCGGGGCGGUGGGGCAGCUCAUCCUCGAGCCGCACGGCGGAAUGAUGAGCCGCAUCGCCGCCGCCGACACGCCGUUCCCGUACCGGAGCGGCGUGCUCUACAACGUCCAGUACGUCGAGUUCUGGAACGGCACCGGGGCGGCGGGCAUGCCGAACUGGCUCCACGGCCUGUACGACUUCAUGGCGCCGUACGUGAGCAAGAAGCCUAGGGGUGCCUACGUGAACUACCGGGACCUCGACAUCGGCGUGAACACGGUGGUCGGGGGCGUGACGAGCUACGAGAGUGGCAAGGUGUGGGGCGAGAGGUAUUUCGGCCCUGCAAACUUUAAGAGACUCACCAAGAUCAAGCACAAGGUGGAUGCUAGCGACUACUUCCGGAACGAGCAGAGUGUGCCGCCACUUCUAUUGAUCAGGGAAUGAGCUUAUGAGGAUGAAAACUAGGUGUCAAAUUGUGCAAAUCAGGCGCGUUUGAUCAUAUUUUGACUGCUAAUAACUCCGAUGGGCUAAGAGAGGUUAUCAACAUUCAUGAAUACAACUGAUCAAUUAGAUU
This is a messenger RNA of Hordeum vulgare subsp. vulgare (domesticated barley), 1732 nucleotides long. RefSeq names its product berberine bridge enzyme-like Cyn d 4. Lineage: Eukaryota; Viridiplantae; Streptophyta; Magnoliopsida; Poales; Poaceae. The transcript has a single exon. The record is from RefSeq and is a predicted model, not a curated record. Gene Ontology annotation, molecular function: FAD binding; oxidoreductase activity. Bases 22 to 1602 code for a protein of 526 amino acids.